Molecule: messenger RNA, 490 nt
Organism: Tinamus guttatus (white-throated tinamou)
Lineage: Eukaryota; Metazoa; Chordata; Aves; Tinamiformes; Tinamidae
Source: RefSeq, a predicted model, not a curated record
AUGGGACGGAAAGCUGGGGAAAUUCAUUCAAGACUACUGGAUCACAGACCGGUAAUUCAGGGAGAAAUACGUUACUUCAUUAAAGAAUUUGAAGAAAAACGUGGCCUCCGGGAGCUGCGAGUGCUUGAGAAUCUGAAAAACACAACCUUUGAGACAAAUGAACACAUUCUUCCAAAGUGUGAGCAGGCGAUGCAUGACAAUCUACAUGAAACAUUCAAGAGAUUGCAAGCUGUCAACGAUAGGAUCCGUAGAUUCCAAGAGAAGGAACAUGAAGAAAAGAAGAUUCAAGCUGACAAACUAAGGGCUGGAGACGGGAAGCGCAUGGCCCAGUGGGAGACGUUCAUGAAAGACCAAGAGAGCAAACGAGCAGAGGUGGACGAGGAGCACAGGAAGGCCGUGCAGCGCCUCAAGGAGCAGUAUGCCCACAUGGAGAAAGAACUGGCCAAAUACGUUUCUUUUUAAGCCUCUUUCAUAGUACAUUCUGUUUAUG